Pelagomonas calceolata is the source of this 662-nucleotide messenger RNA. Lineage: Eukaryota; Pelagophyceae; Pelagomonadales; Pelagomonadaceae. The record is from the annotation of a GenBank genome assembly.
CUCGAGAGCAUUUUAGCACGCUCGAGCUACGCGCAAUCAGCGGAGCAACCAGUACUCCUGCAGCGCGUCACGGUCGCGCACGCCACGUCCCGCGCGGAACCAAUCGCAUCCUCACGCGCGCCGCAGCAAACGAGGCCAAAUACCUCAGCCACGUGCAUAAACAGCUUUGAUGCGCCGCCUCACGCUAAUCGCCGCGCUAGCGGCGACGACAGCGGUCGCGUUAGAGGACUGGAUCAGGGUCUGGCCGAAGUCGGGCCGCCAGAGCCGCCGCCUCACUUCUGAUUUGGACUGCGCGCCCUUCGACGCGAGCCACCUCGUCGCGCGGCCGCGCCGGAAGCGCGCCGACUGCCAGUUUUAUGAUCAACCGGACAAGAACGACGACGGCUUACUCUGCAUCGGCGACCGCUUCAAGAUCGCGAACGAGGUGAGCUUCUGCGCGGAGCCCUACUCGCCGGGGUCCUGGUACCUGGCGGCGAAGAAGGGCAUCGACCUGGGCCAGGGCCGUAGAUUAGGUGCGGACCCGGCGACGUUCGACUACCACCCGACCAAUGGCUACUAGCCGCGUGCCCUUUGGGUCCGCGUCCUCGUCGGAAGUCGCAUCCCCGAAGUUAGCCAGUCAUCUCCUUUCCCUUUCCUUCCCCCGACGCCUAACUAAUUGUGGA